AGACGGUGCUCGUCAGUCUCGCCGCACGGCCGUGUGUGCUUCUGUUUUGCGGGUGCUGUCGUCACACGCACGCCCGCGUGUUGUGGUUGUUUCGGAGGGAGCGCCUACGCGUCGAAUCUGGAUGAAUACACGCGGCGGCGCGGGUGCUUGAACUGCGUGACCCAGCCUCCUUCCGCAGCGAGGCGAACGCGGAUUUCUCCCAUCGACUGACCGCCGGUUAAGCGGUGGUCUUCUUCGAGAGGAUCAACCGCUGGACCAUGACGGCCCACCGACUGGCGACACGAAGCUGGCCAGCCCUGCAGCGAAGUCGACGACAGCCGGUGGCGAGUCCCGCGUAAAUUGACCGUCUCCCACACCGCCUCUGCCCCAGAGGCUGCAGGAGGUAGCCACGAGAUGUCGUCACUUCUGCACAGCUCGCUGAAAGCGUUCAUGGCGGAACUGGUGCGAGCGCCAUCUCCCGACAGCGCGUGUGAACAGGACGAGCCAUGGAGCCCUCUGGCCGGCGGCAAGCAGGGCGCUUCGACCGAAGCCUCCGGAGACGACACCCAGAGCGAGUGCUCCGACGCCAGCAACCAGGCCUCGACGUCUUCUGCGAGCGCCAACCGAUCCUCGCCCACGUCCGCUAACGACGAGUACGCCGGUGCGGAGAUCCGUGCUUCGCAGCGCCGGGUGCCUCCUCCGAGCAGGAGCAGCGCUCCGGUGAGCCAGGACAGCGACGGUGACUCCGGCAUUGACGGCUCCGUGGAACGCUUCUCGCAGAGGGUCGGCUCUACCUCCUCGGCCGACACAGAGCCUUCCUCGUGCAACGAUGGGCCCGUAGAAAGGCAUGAGCUGCACGAGAGCCCGACUCCCAGCGGUGGUAACGACGGAGGCGCCAGGAGCUCGUUUGUGGCGGGGCCUCCGCGGGUGCAUUUCGACGAAGGCCUGGCGUUCUCUGAGCAGCACAUGCGCCGCUCCUGCAGGCAGCUCAUGGCCGCCCUGUACGCCUCGUCGUCGACACAAGGAGCUCAGCUGGACCCUCGCUCCGCGGGACGGUACCGUAGCUUCUCCCUGCCCGUGCGCGCCUUCGAAGAGGACGAGUCUUUCAAGAGGCUCUCCGUGCCCGCUGCCCGCACUCUGCCCUCGAGCUUCGACCUCGACGGCAGAAGCGCGUCCUCUGGCGCCAAGUUGUCCGUCGCUCCGACGCACGACGACGUUUCGGCAUCUGCGAUGAAAUGGUCCGGCUCUCGUCGAUCGUCGGUUCCGCCGGACUCCUCCCCCGCAUUGUCACCGACUGACUCGAAGGACUCUCGUCGGCUCGACCACGAUGUUCCGGCGCCUGCGCCCAGCGAAUCGUCUACGAACAAGCACCCGGCCUACUGCAUAUCUGCGACGUUCAAGUGCUCCAAGGGAAUAGUGCCGUCGCUGAAAGACGCUGCCGGGCCGGUGAACUCCCAGUACCCUGCCCGCGCUAUUUCCAGCUCUGCCCAGUACGCGAACGAGACCGUUUUCGUCAAUGGAAACGUUGGACAAUCUUCGCACGUCCGGCAGGAGCACCACCCGCCUGGCGGAACGAGCCGCGACUCGGCCUGCGAGAGCCCUAGCCGAGAUCGAGGAAUGACGAACAAUAUGUGUUCCGGCGAGGCCCGCAUUUCAGAGCCGUGGCGUACAACCUACAACCUGAGAACCGCCCAGCCGGUCCGUACGGCACCCAGGGAAGCUGUGGUCAGCCGAGUGCAGCCGACGCGACCAGUUUCUAGUCACUCGACGUCGUCACUCUCAGGUCCGAAGCCCAAGACGACGCUGCCGCCUAAGGCACUACCGCUAUCCUUGCCGGGGAUGCCGCCCAAGAGCUCGAGCCGUGGUUCUUCCGGACCGGACACCGGCACGAUGCGCGUGCUAUUCGCGCGCCCCGCUGCCGUGGUUCCGGAGCCCGCGUCGCACGCCGAGCAGCCGCCGACUAGCGCCGCGCGGUCUCCGAGCGCUCGGCGCUCCUUCUUGAGCGCGGCGCGACCGUGCACGCCCACUCCGCCAGCGGCGCAUGGCGCCAGUAGGGCUAACGGAGUCGGUGCAUCGCUGCUCCCGGGCCGGGCCAAGAACCAGAGCUCCGACGACCUUGGCCGUGAGAAAAGCCCGCUGUGCGGUCCUCGCGAGGCGCCUAGCUGCUUCGCCGCCGAGGGCGCCUCUUUGACCACUUCGCCCAAGAGCACGAGCCUGCCCACUCUCGUGCACCAGGGAGUGACGCCGAACGGCAGAGGUCCAGCGAAGGUGGUCAAAGGCGGCGUGGAAUACGCCGUGGUGACUCGUAAGCCUUCGUACCACCAUGCGGUGCUCUCGCCGAUCCCGCGCAUCACCAGCUCACCGUGCGUCAUGGACGACGCCGAGCCACCGUUGCCACCGCGAAAGUCCAUGCACAAAAGCGACUUCGGCUUGUACUACGGCCCGGCGUCUUCGACCAGCUCGCUGAACGGAGGCACAGCCACACCGAACGGCUCGGCCUCGCACGGCGGUUCGACAACACGGCUCCUCCACCGCGUUCAGGGCAUCGGGCGCAGCGCGAGGUCGGCGCUUCUGCGCGCCUUCAGCACCGAGCGCAUCUACCGGCCGCAGAAGACCGAGACGGCCGCGGUGGCGAGGGACCGCCGGCGGGAGUUCCUCGACUCCAACCUCGGGGUCAACCAGGCGGCGCCUCUGGCGUCUCCUUCUCCCUCGCCUUCGACGUCAUCCACGACGUCUCUGGUGAUGGGCCUCAAGGCACGCAUGAGCUUGCGCAAGAGCAAGCGGCGAGCCCGCCAGGAGGCCACCGGCAUCCAGAUCAACGCCGAGAGCGACCCGCUGUGGACCGGUGGUCAUCCGACACAUGUGAGCGCUCAGCUGCUGCAGCAGAACCUGGACGGCACGCAGGUGGUUGAGCUGCGCCGGCCGCCCGGACGCUCUUUCGGCUUUUUCCUGGCCAGGGGCCGAGUGCAGGCGCACCAUGGUGUUUUCGUCUCCCGCAUGCCCGACGCCCACACGCAACAGGUGUUGCAAGGGCUUCUUGACAUCGGAGAUGAGAUACUCGAGGUGAACGGCACUGAUGUGCGUGAUGCAGACAUCAUGACGGUGAACUCGCUCAUGACCAACCAAAGCACACUGCUUCUCACCGUGCUACCUUACAUCUGCCGAAAAGACAUCUGAUGCAAGAAAGGGUGCGACCAUUCCACCAAACAAAUGUUGGCUGUGCACCGUCAUAUGACGAAACAGCUGCCCUUACGCAGUGAAGUAAUUUGGUAUCUGUGGUGUUACCUGUUGGGCACGUUUUUGAAAAGGUACAUGCAGGUAAUACUGACUCCCUGGAUGCUGCUGUGGAACUUUUCUCUCAAUUUCUUGCACUGUGAUUACGCAGAUGUUAUGCAUUCCAUUUAUUGCCAUCUGCCUUCUGUAAAACAGCUCUUUCACUGACCUGGCCUAUUCUUUGAGCAUGUGAUAGGAAGACAUGUACUAUGCAAAAUGUUUUUUUUUUGUUUUAGAUACUUGACACAUGUACCUCAUCACUGUUCUCAGUGUUUUAGGCCUUGUACUGUCAUGUGUACAGCACAUGUUCUCCCAAGAACACGAUGUUUUAUAAACACCUUCACAGUAUUGUACAAUUUUCCCUAAGCAUGUUUUAUAUGUCAAGGCACCUAUCACAAGUGCCUAAUAGUUCCAUUAUAUUAUUGAAUGUUAUUCUCCCAUUCCAUCACAACUUUUCACAUGUUUUCAUAUUGUAUAAAGCAUAUUUAUUGCAUGUUUACACUGAGAACACAUCUCAUGAAUGUUUUGAACAUAGCAGUAUAGUACCAAUGCAAAACAGACAAUCUUACUAACACUGCCGGCUUUUCCUUAAAUCAUGAGCAUUUGUAAAAACCUGCACAGUGAGAACACGGUUAUCAAAAUGGAAAUAGUAUUUUAUCUUUAAACUGUCCCCUAGCUUGAAAAGACUGGCAUCAUUGACUUUCACUCCACAGGCUUGCAAAAGGUACCUGUUGAUCUGGAAACUCACAAAUCUGCGAACAAGACGGUGACUUAAAAUCUGUUUAGAUGGACAAACUCUAUUAAGUGUUUUUCUCACUUAAGAGAGCUGCACUUAGCAGUGAACAUAACUCAAGGUAAAAAGGAAGGCUUACUUUUUCCGGAUGUCAGUGCUUAGAAAAUGUGCAGAAAUAAGUGCCUUAAUUUAAAAUGCAUAAGAUCACUGAGACCCCGAAUGGGCUGAGUUUUCUUAAUUACUCAUAAAAUGAAAUGAAUUGUAAGGGCAGUCUGAAUGCAACCAGCCUGAGGCUGUAGGUUGCCUAUAAGCUUGUUCCAUUUUUCUUUUUUUUCGCCUUCAUUGAAACGCAUAUGGCAUAAAGAAUGGCACUAAAUACAUUAACAGGGUGUUUAUUAGUGUGAAACUACAUAAUCCCUGCUUCAGUAAAAAGGUCUUUGUGAUUUAAGGGUCACGAAUGUGUCCUUUGUCUAAGUUUGUUCACCAUCAUGACAUUGGCUCCUGCUAUGCAGACACUCUUGUAGGUAUACAAGACCAGUUUCUGCUGCAGCAAAGUAGUAAAUAACAAAUUUCAGUGAAUACAUCGCUUGUUAAGCAAUAAAGACAUCUGUGACAUCUGGAGGCAUCUCUUCGUCUCAGAUACCAUGUAGAAAGCUGACAUCCUCACAGAAAGAUCAGUGUAGGAUUGUAAAUGCUGUAAAUGAGAUCAAAUCUGCAUAUGCUGUAGCAUUACUUUAUUUCAACUCUUGUGUACUAUAUCUCGAUUUACUAACUGCUGCUAAUUAUUUUAUGUGAUGCUUGCAUAGCAUUCCAUUAAAAUAAAAAGUAUCGUAACGUUAAAUAUGCUAUAUAUAUUUUUGCAAGCAACGACCCACGAUUUCUAAGUGAUGUGAGCAUUAUGAAGGUCAGCACAAUUGUACGAUAUUAAUGCAUGUGAUGACACCUUUAAAAAUGCACUAGUUUUUCUGCACCAUCUAUGUGCCACUGUGAAUUGAGUGUACGUUAAAGUGGGCCAUGUGUGAGAGUUCACUUUAAGGUAUCACCGAACGCAGUUUUGUUUUCUCUGCACUUGUUUACGCUGAUUGUUGUUACAAUAAUGAAAUUAGUGUGAAUGAUGAUGAAGGUAUGGUUGAAAAUUUCGUGCUUUUGCAGUGGAAAGCGGUAUCCUUUUGUAGCGUAACAGUCAGCCUGUUAUAGAAAAAGCUGCUGUUUGCGUGCCUAAAAGCGAUGUGGUAACUCUCAUAUACCUUCUGCGUUCAAAAAUUGUUCAUGACACACUGUACAUGACAUGUGCUGUUGUGUGGCUCCACUGUUAGUCUUGUGCAACCAUCCGUACUUUAACUUGCAAAUGAAGAAAUGCUGCUCAUUAUUUCUGAACCUUAAUAGGUCCGUCAGAACUAUGCACAAGGCCCAAUUCACGUUGUCAUUAUGGGAGUGGAGUUUAAGGGCCCACCGUUUCAUCUGUAGCCACGUGUUUACAGAAGAGUGUUGCAAACUGCGUAUCAUUCGUCUUUUAUUAAGUUACGGAAAUACGGCACGGUAUUACCGUAGCGCUCCUCGUUUCUCGCUCGCUUUGCUUAAGCCGCUCCGAUUUCUAGUGACAGUGCGCUGCCCGAACGACAGGUCCUUCUUUAACAAUGCGUAGGCUGACAGGCAACAAUGAGGCGUAACAACUCGACAGUAACUUUUGAAAACGUUUUUGUGCUGUUGGGAGCCUUCACUGGAAUUUUGGAGUGGCAAAAGCACAACGAGCGAGAAAGGAGUGGCACCAUAAUGCCGUACCGUACCUGAGUACAGUAUUUCCGUAACUUGCUAAAAGACUUAACAUGUUGUGUACCUGCUGGUUUAUGAUUACGUUUAUGAGUGCGUGUGCUGAAAUUAGGUUAGGUCACUGAUAUUUUUUACUUCACUGUCACCUGAGACAGCCAGUGGCUGAUAAUGUUUGGCAACGAGUGGCUACAUAUUUGUUUUACCAGCUUGUGAAGUACAAAGGUUCUCUUGGUUUAGUGUGCAUUUGUUCGUUUACAGGAUGUUCACGAAAGGUUUAGAGACAUGGGUAACAGUGACUGGCCUCUGUACGACUGUACGCUAAAACGUGUUGUUUCGAACCAGCAGGUACAUGUUGGUUGUAUAUGUUGGUAGUCUGGAUAGCAUUCCUCCGGCAAAUUAAAGGCUGGUAAUGUCCAAGUGUUAAACUGCACGUCUGAAAAGUAUUUUGCUUAACAUGUCACUGACAGCUAUCCUUGUUGAGGAAUUUUUCUUCUUGGCAAAUCGGUAAGCCUCGUAAAAUCAAUGAUAUCGGGAGUUUAAUCGCAAAUAUUGGGUACAUUGAUGUGACCAGUGCAGCUGAAGGGUUAGUCUGCAUUUUAAGCACACAAGGAUAAGUAGAAUUUGACAGACGACAUUUUGAUCUCUGCGACUAAACGCUGCGUGCCUUGACAAAUGUGAAGCCGUACUGUUAAGCAAAACAGUGCGAAAUUGCUUUGAUGACUCGUUUACGUUGUCAUAGAUGUAGAAC
Molecule: messenger RNA, 6503 nt
Organism: Rhipicephalus sanguineus (brown dog tick)
Lineage: Eukaryota; Metazoa; Arthropoda; Arachnida; Ixodida; Ixodidae
Product: nascent polypeptide-associated complex subunit alpha, muscle-specific form
Exons: 11
Coding region: 394-3156 (920 amino acids)
Biological process (GO): centrosome cycle; establishment or maintenance of cell polarity; regulation of cellular localization
Cellular component (GO): cell cortex; apical plasma membrane; nucleus
Molecular function (GO): protein kinase C binding
Source: RefSeq, a predicted model, not a curated record